This is a messenger RNA of Thermothelomyces thermophilus ATCC 42464, 1861 nucleotides long. RefSeq lists its product as uncharacterized. Bases 213 to 1739 code for a protein of 508 amino acids. NCBI's taxonomy places the organism in Eukaryota, Fungi, Ascomycota, Sordariomycetes, Sordariales, Chaetomiaceae. Gene Ontology annotation, cellular component: cytosol; cytoplasm; mitochondrion. The transcript has 3 exons. Gene Ontology annotation, molecular function: ATP binding; tetrahydrofolylpolyglutamate synthase activity. The record is from RefSeq and is a predicted model, not a curated record. Gene Ontology annotation, biological process: tetrahydrofolylpolyglutamate biosynthetic process.
AACCCGGAGGAUUCCGCCCCGCCGUGCAUCAAGGCACCGAACUCCGAAUUGCAUCUUCGGAGUCCGUAAAGCAAAAUCGGUUAUUCACCGAGAACGGAGGACUGCCACCGCCAACACGACCAAUGCGUCAUGCGUGGUGGACAGCCGUCGUUCCCUGGUCACUGACCCGCGCGAUUCCCGGUCCCGGCCCCGGCCCAUUUUUUUCGAGAACCAUGGCGACGACGACGCCGUCACCAACGCGAUCGGCGACGACGAGGACGACGAGGACGACGAGGACGACAACGAGGACAUACAAUGACGCCAUCGACGCCCUCAAUUCCCUCCAGACGCCCUAUGCCGCCAUCGAGGCCCGCCGCCGCGCGGGCAUCCGGCCCGACGCCACCUCGGUGCGCGAGAUGCGCGCCUACCUCGCCCGCAUCGGCUACACCCCGCGGGACCUCGACCGGCUCAACAUUGUGCACGUCGCCGGCACCAAGGGCAAGGGCAGCACCUGCGCCUUUGUCGACUCGGUCCUGUCGCGCUACCAGCGCCGCGGCGGGUCCCCGCGCCGGGUCGGCCUCUUCACCUCCCCGCACCUGAUCGCCGUGCGCGAGCGCAUCCGCAUCAACUCGGCGCCCAUCUCGGAGGAGCUGUUUGCAAAGUACUUCUUCGACGUCUGGGACCGCCUGGAGGCCAACGCCGACGUGGCCGCGGACGACGCCGCCCCGGGCAGCAAGCCCAUCUACGCCCGCUACCUGACCCUCAUGAGCUUCCACGUCUUCCUGUCCGAGGGCGUCGACGCGGCCGUCUACGAGACGGGCAUCGGCGGCGAGUACGACGCCACCAACGUGGUCGAGCACCCCGUGGCCAGCGGCAUCAGCACCCUCGGCAUCGACCACGUCUUCGUCCUCGGCGACACCGUCGACAAGAUCGCCUGGCACAAGGCCGGCAUCAUGAAGCCCGGAAGCCCCGCCUUCACCGUCGAGCAGGUCCCGCGCGCCGCCGAGGUGCUCAAGGCGCGCGCCGCCGAAAAGGGAGUCGGCCUCCGCGUGCUCGACAUCGACCCGCGGCUGGCCGCCGUCAAGAUCCGCCCGGACGCUACUUUCCAGAAGAAGAACGCCACCCUCGCCGUCGCGCUUGCCGAGACCGCCCUCAGACGGCUGGACCCUUCCUUCUCGCCCGACCCGGACGCCCUGCCGCGCGAGUUUGUCGACGGCCUGGAGCAGGUCGUCUGGCGCGGCCGCUGCGAGGUCAAGGUCGAGGACCACGUCAUCUGGCACGUCGACGGUGCCCACACCGUCGACAGUCUCAAGAUGGCGGCCCGCUGGUUCGUCGGCGAGUGCGCCGGCCGGGCCGGGGGCGGGCCCAGGGUGCUCAUCUUCAACCAGCAGGGCCGCGCCGAGGCGGUCGACUUUCUCGACGGGCUCUGCAACACCGUCAAGGAUACGGGCCGGGGGUUCGAGCACGUCAUAUUUUGCACAAACGUCACGUACGCCGCCACCGGCUACAAGAGAGACUUUGUAAACCACCAGCACAACCCCGCCGACAUCGAGAAGAUGACCCAGCAGCGCGUGUUCGCCGACAGGUGGAAGAAGCUGGACCCGUCCGCCAACGUCAUGCUCAUUCCCACCAUCGAGGAGGCCAUCAACGCCGCCCGCGGCUUGGCGAGCGGAGAGCACAAGGUCCAGGCUCUCAUCACCGGCAGCCUGCACCUGGUCGGCGGUGCGCUAGGUAUCUUGGAGAGCGCUGAUGCGUUGUAAUUCCGAACUUGGUAGGCAAAUGGAGGGGAAAGGGAAGAGAGGAGGAAGGGGGCGAAAAGAAUGAUACCGAGGCGAAGACGGGGUUUGGGAGUCCGUCCGUCUCGGCGAUUACGAAUAUUGAC